GAUCAUUUUAACCCUAAAAUAUAUAAUAGUAUCGGAGUAAACGUUUUUAUUUUUUCUUUUAUCCAGUCAACCCAUUUAGACUUUGCCAUGUAAAUAUUGAGUAGAAGAAUCUUGGGAAAACCCUUGAUGAUACAGGGGAAAUAUUAUCAUAAUCGGGGAAAUAUAAUAUAACAUCGCACAGCAUACAAGUAAAUAGUAUCUAGCAAGCUUUCUCAAAGGUAAGAUACAGGUUUAAGUUGUUUGAUACUUCAAACCGUGAACAUGACAGAGGUGGCUUCUGGGACAAUCGAUAUUCAUGUGCAAUUACCCGCCACGAACACUGGCAAUGCUGGAAAUGAGGCUCAAUAUUCAGCGUAUGCAGCAGUUAAAAAGGGUCUUCAUUCAGUGAAAGUUGCAAAGUACGAUGCCACAAAGUUGGAACGUGAACUAGAGGGAGAGUUAUUUGAAAGAUGGCACGAAGGCUGUGAAGUUAUGAAAACAACCAAAAUACCCGAAAAAAAGAUCGUUCCGUUUCUCAACCACCUUCAGGAAAGUUAUGAAGGUAUCAAAAUUUUUAUUAAAACAUACAAAGAAAGAAGACUUCAAUGGGGGAAAAAGAUAAAGAUUUUCACCACCUGUGCUGGAAACUCAAGGCGAGGCUUUGUUAUCAAAGUCUGCUGGACUGUUAACAUUUCACUUACUGUCAAUCCUUUCUGGACACAUGAUACUGCAUGUCUCAGGCCCGUAGAAGGUUGGGGCCACUUUACAUGAAAACAUGAACCGAAA
Messenger RNA from Saccostrea cuccullata (small rock oyster), 765 nucleotides. RefSeq lists its product as uncharacterized. The transcript is spliced from 3 exons. Lineage: Eukaryota; Metazoa; Mollusca; Bivalvia; Ostreida; Ostreidae. The coding region runs from base 262 to 750 and encodes 162 amino acids. The record is from RefSeq and is a predicted model, not a curated record.